Molecule: messenger RNA, 1920 nt
Organism: Artibeus jamaicensis (Jamaican fruit-eating bat)
Lineage: Eukaryota; Metazoa; Chordata; Mammalia; Chiroptera; Phyllostomidae
Gene: PTGES3L
Product: prostaglandin E synthase 3 like
Exons: 7
Coding region: 646-1059 (137 amino acids)
Biological process (GO): protein folding; chaperone-mediated protein complex assembly
Cellular component (GO): cytosol; nucleus
Molecular function (GO): Hsp90 protein binding; protein-folding chaperone binding
Source: RefSeq, a predicted model, not a curated record
UUCCCGGAAACGCCCCGCACGUCAGCCGCGCCCCCUUGCUGCCUUGGCAACGGCGCGUGGGCUGGGAACCCCCAGAGCGGGUGGGCGGGGCUCAGGUGUCACCGAGUUUAUACGUCACGGAGGGCGGACCUUCCCCGAAGAUUUAAUUCAGGCCAAUAAUUUUGUAUUGAACUCUGUAUGAAUUCUGUAUUGUGAAUCAGGCACUGGAUAUACUAAGCGUUAGAGAAACAGGUGGUUGAAGCCGGGGUCGAGUCAUUCCAUGCGUAUCUAAUGUAGUGUAGCCCCUGCCCUGGUUCCGGAGGGCGGGUUGUCUCAUCCUAAAUGUGCGCAUUUCUGGAGACUCGGACAUGUGAAGGGCUGCAGGGGUAAUGCUGUCCUAAAGUCUCUCCGGACUGCAGCUCCCUUGGUUAUAAGGCCACGUUUUCUCGGCCUCUAAAACCUUCCCCGACCAUAUAAGGAGAGGCAGCUGCUGGGGGCGUCACCAGGAUCUAAAGAUAGCGACCCCUGCCUCGGGUGCCAAACGCCACUGGGCAGCGGAGCCACCAUGGCACGUCUUCCCUCUCCCACCCCUACGAAGCCCCACCUCAACUCCUCUUCAGGCAGCAGGCCCGGACCCUGUGGUAUGACAGGCCCAAGUAUGUGUUCAUGGAGUUUUGUGUUGAGGACAGCACCGAUGUCCACGUGCUCAUUGAAGACCACCGCAUUGUGUUCAGCUGCAGGAAUGCUGAUGGAGUGGAGUUGUACAAUGAGAUUGAGUUCUAUGCCAAGGUGAACUCCAAGGACUCUCAGGAUAAACGCUCUGGCCGCUCCAUUACCUGCUUUGUGAGGAAAUGGAAGGAGAAAGUGGCCUGGCCCCGGCUCACCAAGGAGGAUAUCAAGCCAGUGUGGUUGUCUGUGGACUUUGAUAACUGGAGAGACUGGGAAGGGGAUGAAGAGGUGGAGCUGGCUCAGGUGGAACAUUAUGCAGAGCUUCUGAACAAGGUCCAAGUCAAGAGACCUCCCCCUGCCAUGGAUGAUCUGGAUGAUGAUUCUGACAGUGCUGAUGCAACAAAUAAUUAACUUCUGUGCAGCAGAGCUGGGGAGGAUGUUGCAGCCAUCGUCCAGUCAUUCUGACAAGCCUGGCCCCUUGUCCAGCUCUUUGGCUGUGCACCAGUGUCCUCUGGGAUCUCAGAUCUUUCGUAGAAGCUCUUAAUUAAGGGUCCUCCUAUUUCUUUUUCCUAGGCACUUGACUAUGGCUGCUGUAUCUGAUGGCAGAAUAGCAAAGGAGUAGACUGGUGGUACUUCUGACUUCCUACCAAUUGGCUGAAAUCUCUGUGAUCAGGCCAUUCAGCAGGGCUGUCUCGAGUAUUUGAGCAUGUGUGUGUGUGGUAGAGCAGAAGCCAAAGAGGCAGCAGAUGGUUUAUAAUAAAUCCCUAGGAACUGGUCUGUUUCUUUCCUGCUUGUACUGCUACCUCCUGGAGAUGGUGGAGGCAGGCUGUACCCACAGGGACAGGGCCUUCCUGAUGCACAGAUCUAUGCUCUGGUUUUUCAGAGCAGAAUCCAGCCUUUUGCUAUGAGGCUCAUACCGCCACCCCUAGCACCAGCCAGAAAUGCGCCUCAGCUUCCUGCAUACUCCAGAAAUCUCUUUAUAUUUUUAUUUACUUUAUUUAGUCUUGAGAGGGAGGAAAAGGGAGAGAGAAAGAAGGGGAGAGAAACAACGUGUGAGAGAAACAUUGAUGGUUGCCUCUUGCAUGCCCUGGCACCUGGCCCACAACCCAGGCAUGUGCCCUGACCAGGAAUCAAACCUGUGACCUUUAUGUUCACAGUCCGGUACUCAACCCACAGAGCCACCACACCAGCCAGAAAUCUUCAUAUUUUUAAAGCUGACACUAGUUUUUAAAUUAGAAGGAAAACUGCUAAUAUACAGUUCUAUUUGUAUUA